Zophobas morio is the source of this 2438-nucleotide messenger RNA. RefSeq names its product glutamate--cysteine ligase catalytic subunit. Gene Ontology annotation, cellular component: glutamate-cysteine ligase complex. Bases 380 to 2296 code for a protein of 638 amino acids. Lineage: Eukaryota; Metazoa; Arthropoda; Insecta; Coleoptera; Tenebrionidae. Gene Ontology annotation, biological process: glutathione biosynthetic process. Gene Ontology annotation, molecular function: glutamate-cysteine ligase activity. The transcript has 8 exons. The record is from RefSeq and is a predicted model, not a curated record.
AGGCCACGCACGUCACACCGUUCUGUCAACCUAGUGGCCAAAUGAUGUGUGUAAUAAAAUGUUAGUGCAGAAUUUGAACGAAGGAGUAGCUUAGAUUAGAUAUAGUUUCUCACUUAUCUGCAUCUUAUCAAAUUGUGUAACAGUGUGCAACCUCAUUUUAUAUAUUGGCGUAGAUUUCGUCUGUCAGUCUCAGUUUAAAUUUGAUUUUACAAGUGAGUUUUUCUAUUUAUUGUACCAAAUUCCGGGAAAAAAAUAAUAUAAUCAAAAGAUCCAGUUGCCGCAAGAGUUAUACAUUCUCCAGUUUUAUACUUCAAGGUUUUCAUUUUUGCAAGUGUGUUGAAGUGACAAUUUUAAGAAACUUAAGUAAUCAGCUAGUAAUAUGGGUUUGUUGACUGAAGGCAGCCCUUUAUCCUGGGAAGAAACAAAAGAGUUAGCCGAACACGUGCGUCAACAUGGAAUUAUUCAAUUUAUAAAUUUGUAUAAACGUUUACGAGACCGCCAGGGAGAUAUACUGAAAUGGGGCGAUGAAGUGGAAUAUAUUAUAGUGAAAUUUGACAAUGAAAAGAGACAAGCUAAAGUAAGUCUGAGAGCUCAAGAAAUUCUAACUGAAUUAAACAAAAAAGAACUUGAAGACCCCACAGGAGUAAAGUCCUUGUGGCGACCGGAAUAUGGGGCGUACAUGAUUGAAGGGACACCUGGAAAACCUUAUGGAGGAUUAUUGGCCCACUUCAAUAUUGUUGAGGCAAAUAUGAAACACAGGAGAGAGGAAGCUACACAGCUUUUAAAACCUGAUGAAUGCUUGAUGUCUUUGACUAGUUUUCCAAGGUUGGGAUGUGAAAAUUUUACGGACCCUCCGUCAAAACCAACCCCAAAUGAGGGCGCCACCCGUUCACUGUUUUUCCCAGAUGAUGCGAUUUUCCCAGGACAUCCUCGAUUCAAAACUUUAUCAAGGAACAUUCGGCAAAGAAGAGGCGAAAAAGUUGCCAUCAAUCUACCAGUAUAUAGAGACGAAAAUACAAAAAUACCUGUGGAUGAUUCCCACAAAUUCUCUACAGCCGCUUUACCCGAUCACGUUUAUAUGGAUGCGAUGGGUUUUGGGAUGGGGUGCUGCUGUUUACAGUUGACUUUUCAAGCGUGCAAUAUAACCGAAGCUAGAACCUUAUAUGAUCAAUUAACUCCUCUCUGCCCAAUUAUGUUAGCACUAACAGCGGCGUCACCCCUUCACCGUGGCUGCAUUACCGAUGUGGAUUGCCGAUGGAACGUCAUUUCAUGUUCUGUAGAUUGUCGUACGAAGGAAGAACGUGGCCUGGAAUCCCUCAAAAACAACAAAUUUGUGAUAAAGAAGUCUCGGUAUGAUUCCAUAGAUUCGUAUUUGUCUCCGCAAGGAGAAAAAUUCAACGACGUGCCAUUGACCUAUGAUCCUAAAAUAUACCAACAACUAAUUGACAACGAUAUAGAUCAUCUUCUGGCACAACAUGUAGCCCAUCUUUUUAUAAGAGAUACGGUGUCUCUGUUUUCAGAGAAGGUUCACCAAAAUGAUGAAGAAGAUACGGAUCAUUUUGAGAAUAUACAAUCAACGAAUUGGCAAACUAUGAGGUUCAAGCCACCACCACCAAAUUCUACCAUUGGUUGGAGAGUUGAGUUUAGACCAUGUGAAGUCCAAAUUACCGACUUCGAGAAUGCUGCCAUUGUUUGUUUUGUUGUGUUAUUAACUCGAGUUAUUUUGUCCUAUAAUUUGGACUUUUUGAUACCUAUCAGUAAAGUCGACGAAAAUAUGCAGAACGCUCAGCAACGAAACGCUUGUAAAGAACGAAAGUUUUGGUUUAGGAAAGACAUCACCACUCACAUUAGCCCGCCAGAAGCCAAUGAGUGUUGUAAGAAAGGUGCAACUAAUUGUGAACCAAAGGAUUGUGAAGUUUAUGAUUGUAUGACUGUUGAUGAAAUAAUAAACGGGAAGGAAGGCGACUUUCCAGGUUUGAUCCCUUUGAUUAAUACUUAUCUUAGUGGAAUGGAUGUUGAUGCAGAUACACACUGUACAAUACAGCAGUAUUUGAAGUUUAUACAACGUAGAGCGUCUGGGGAAAUUUUUACUACCGCGUCUUGGAUUAGAAAAUUUGUGACAGAACAUCCUGAAUACAAGUUGGACUCAAAAGUGUCAGAAAAAAUCAACUAUGAUCUAUUGAAAACAAUUUGUGCCAUUGAAAAGGGAGAAAUGUCUUGUCCAGAGUUGUUGGGCUAUUCUACAAUGUCAAAAACAAAAGAAAAUAUACCUACAGCUUUAUCAAAAAAUUGUUAGUACUAGCAGGUAAUAGCACUGGCAAUGGUAAAUUUUGUUAACGAUUCGUACUUAAUAUAGCUUUGAUCACAUUAUAUUUUUUUAAAUGUUAACUUUUGCAAUUUUUUUAAUUAUGUAGAAUUUAAAUACAUUUUGAAAAAUA